Messenger RNA from Durio zibethinus, 1598 nucleotides. RefSeq names its product GATA transcription factor 25-like. Gene Ontology annotation, biological process: regulation of DNA-templated transcription. The record is from RefSeq and is a predicted model, not a curated record. Gene Ontology annotation, molecular function: protein binding; zinc ion binding; sequence-specific DNA binding. NCBI's taxonomy places the organism in Eukaryota, Viridiplantae, Streptophyta, Magnoliopsida, Malvales, Malvaceae.
CAUUCCGCCCCUUCCUCAGCUGUCCUUCACUUCUGGCCUCUAUCCUCUGCUCAGACAAAAAAAGAAACACACACUGCUCGGCUGUAACACUUUCUCUGUUUAUUCAGAUAUAUAUAAUAUCCCUUCCUCUUUAACUCUCCCAAAAACGUAAAAAAAAAAUAAAAAUUUAUCACCAAUAUUUUCUACUCCUUUUUUAACUAAUUAGGGUUUUCCCUCUGUUUCACUGUAAUGCUUCAAUAUCCCCAAUUUCCUCAAUGUACGGACAGUCAUUGCCCAUGAGCAUCUCCGCCCAGAUCGUUGGCUCCAGAGCCGACGUCGACGAUGAUGUUUCAGCCUCAGCAGCCGUCGAUAACCACCAAAGCGUUAGAUACGAUGCUCACCCCCUUGAUGACGGCGUCGGAGUGGAGGACGUCGCCACUGAUCCCAUCUACGUCACUGCCAACACUGCUUCUGCUUCUGACUUGGCCGUCGUUCAGCGAGUUGACGACGCUAGCCAACUCACUCUCUCGUUUCGCGGCCAGGUCUAUGUAUUCGAUGCUAUUACUCCUGAUAAGUUCCAUGCGGUGUUAUUACUGCUGGGUGCAUGUGAACUGACUUCAGGUCCCCAUGGUGUUGAAAUGUCAUCUCAGAACCUAAGGGGUGGUGUGGACUUUCCGAGAUCUAAUCAACCGCUCAGGGCAGCAUCUUUAGAUAGGUUUCGUCAGAAGAGAAAAGAGCGAUGCUUUGAUAAGAAAGUCAGAUAUAGUGUUCGCCAGGAAGUUGCACUUAGGAUGCAGCGUAAUAAGGGUCAGUUUACAUCUUCCAAAAAGUCCGAUGGAACUUACAGCUGGGGUACUCAGGAUGAUGAUAAUCUACCAGAUACUUUAUGUACGCACUGUGGUGUUAGUUCAAAGUCCACCCCGAUGAUGCGGCGUGGUCCAUCUGGUCCAAGGUCUCUAUGCAAUGCUUGUGGACUUUUUUGGGCAAACAAGGGUACUUUGAGGGAUAUUCCCAAGAAAACACGGGAUCAUUCCCUGACUCCAGUUGAGCAGGGAGAUAGUGAGGCAAACUCAGAUUCUGGAACUGCUAUCCAUUCGCAAAGCAAUGUAGUUUCUUUCUCAAAUGGUGAUAGCUCAGCUCUAAUUGCCGAGCACUAAUCAUCUGUGCCAUAUAAAAGCCUUUGUCAGCUAGGUCUUUAUUAAUAAUUUCUUUCAAACUUGACCUAUAUGUACAGAUAUCAUAGUUGCCAUCAUCAAUAUACAAGGUUUUCUCCUCCUAUUCCUUCAGUUAGUACUUUUGCAUGAAAUUACCUCUUUAAGAGAAACCUCCUCAGGAUUUAUCACCUGAAGCAUCAACUAUCUUACCUUUGGUAAGUUUAUAGGCCAUAUGCUUCCAAUAUCUUAUCCCCUCCCAGGAAUCUUUUAUAUUUCAAUCAAAUGCGUGUUAGUUAAUGUAAAUGAUGGAUAAUCUUUUUUUUAUAACAUUAGUUGGAGUUAAUAUUUCAUUCCCUUUUUGUCAAAUCCUUGUUCUGACCAUCCAAACUGACAAUCAACUAUGGAAUGUCUUGAUGUGAAGAAUGAUGUAGCAGCAGCAGCAGUAGUAGUUCUCUGUUGUUCUUU